Molecule: messenger RNA, 537 nt
Organism: Saccostrea echinata
Lineage: Eukaryota; Metazoa; Mollusca; Bivalvia; Ostreida; Ostreidae
Product: ficolin-1-like
Exons: 4
Coding region: 1-537 (178 amino acids)
Source: RefSeq, a predicted model, not a curated record
AUGGCGCUACUUGGUGGCGGCUGGACUGCAAUACAAAGGCGAACAAGAGGAUCUGUGAACUUCACACGGACGUGGGCUGAUUACAAAGUCGGGUUUGGAAUCCCAGAAGAUUAUUGGAUAGGACAUGCUGCUAUUCACCAACUAACGAAGGAUCGGCCAUCUCUUUAUCUUUCAAUCAAAGCAAAAAAUGGAUAUAAAAGAUACGAGCUUUAUAACCAGUUCUCUGUAUCAGAUGAAAACGACAACUACAGACUCUUUCUUGCAGGACCAGUAUCAGGAACGCUUGGUGACAAUAUGAUAAAUACAGAUCGAGUUAUUCUUGGAAUGGGAUUUUCCACCCUAGACAGGGAUAACGAUAAUAAGCCAGGGGAUUACAACUGUGCUGUCAGAAUGGAAGGGGGAUGGUGGUUCAAUGCCUGUCACCGAGCCUUCCUUAACGGACCCUGGGCCCCGGGAAACUGGCUGGAACCCUGGCCGCCAUAUUUCUGGAAUGGACUGGAUAUAGCUGAAACUCAAAUAAUGAUAAAAUCCCGUUAA